Molecule: messenger RNA, 5036 nt
Organism: Anolis carolinensis (green anole)
Lineage: Eukaryota; Metazoa; Chordata; Lepidosauria; Squamata; Anolidae
Product: nanos homolog 2-like
Exons: 2
Coding region: 2984-3637 (217 amino acids)
Biological process (GO): oogenesis; negative regulation of translation
Cellular component (GO): perinuclear region of cytoplasm
Molecular function (GO): zinc ion binding; mRNA binding
Source: RefSeq, a predicted model, not a curated record
CCGGCCAACGGUGGCCGGCCCCCCGGGUCUGAGGGGCUUGGGCCCACAUUUCCUUUUUUUUGUUCUUCUCUCUCUUUCUCUGGGAAGGGUGCCGGCCAACGGUGGCCGGCCUAGUAUUUUAAAGUGUGGGCCUUUUUGGCGGUGGCUUUUUCUGUCUUUUCUUUGGUCUUUGCUGCCUCUCGGCCUACGUGGCCGAGUUUCCCCCGAUGCACCGCCUCUCUCUUCUCUCUCGGCUGUCGUUCUUUACCCCUUUAUGCGAGUUUGCACCGAAGCCUCCUUUGGGGCGGCGUCCCCUCUUUCUUCCUGUCUGGGAAUCGUGCCGGCCAACGGUGGCCGGCCUAGUAUUUUAUAGUGUGGGCCUUUUUGGCGGUGGCUUUUUCUGUCUUUUCUUUGGUCUUUGCUGCCUCUCGGCCUACGUGGCCGAGUUUCCCCGAUGUACCGCCUCUCUCUUCUCUCUCGGCUGUCGUUCUUUACCCCUUUAUGCGAGUUUGCACCGAAGCCUCCUUUGGGGCGGCGGCCCCUCUUUCUUCCUGUCUGGGAAUCGUGCCGGCCAACGGUGGCCGGCCUAGUAUUUUAUAGUGUGGGCCUUUUUGGCGGUGGCUUUUUCUGUCUUUUCUUUGGUCUUUGCUGCCUCUCGGCCUACGUGGCCGAGUUUCCCCGAUGUACCGCCUCUCUCUUCUCUCGCCGGCUGUCGUUCUUUAGCCCUUUAUGCUAUUUUGCACAGAAGCCUCCUUUGGGGCGGUGUCCUCUGGUUUUUUUUCUCUCUCUCUCUCUCAGGGAUGCGUGCCGGCAAACAGUGGCCGGCCCGGCUUAAUGUAUGGGCCUUGUCGCCUGUGGCUUUUUUCUUUCUUUUCUUUUCUUUUCUUUUCUUUUUGCUGCCUCUCGGCCUACGUGGCCGAGUUUCCCCCGAUGCACCGCCUCUCUCUUCUCUCUCGGCUGUCGUUCUUUACCCCUUUAUGCGAGUUUGCACCGAAGCCUCCUUUGGGGCGGCGGCCCCUCUUUCUUCCUGUCUGGGAAUCGUGCCGGCCAACGGUGGCCGGCCUAGUAUUUUAUAGUGUGGGCCUUUUUGGCGGUGGCUUUUUCUGUCUUUUCUUUGGUCUUUGCUGCCUCUCGGCCUACGUGGCCGAGUUUCCCCGAUGUACCGCCUCUCUCUUCUCUCGCCGGCUGUCGUUCUUUAGCCCUUUAUGCUAUUUUGCACAGAAGCCUCCUUUGGGGCGGUGUCCUCUGGUUUUUUUUCUCUCUCUCUCUCUCAGGGAUGCGUGCCGGCAAACAGUGGCCGGCCCGGCUUAAUGUAUGGGCCUUGUUGCCUGUGGCUUUUUUCUUUCUUUUCUUUUCUUUUCUUUUCUUUUUGCUGCCUCUCGGCCUACGUGGUCGGGUUUCCCACGAUGCACCGCCUCUCUCUUCUCUCGCCGGCUGUCGUUCUUUACCCCUUUAUGCGAUUUUGCACAGAAGCCUCCUUUGGGGCGGCGGCCCCUCUUUCUUCCUAACAGGGAAGCGUGCCGGCCAACGGUGGCACGCCUAGUAUUUCAACGUGUGGGCCUUGUCGGCCUACGUGGUCGACGUGUUUCCCACGAUGCACCGCCUCUGUCUUCUCUCGCGGCUGUCGUUCUUUACCCCUUGGUGCAAUCUUGCACAGAACCCUUCUUUGGGGCGGCGGCCUCUAUUUCUUCCAGUCAGGGAAGCUUGCCGGCCAACGAUGGCCGGCCUAGUAUUUCAGUGUGUGGGCCUUGCCGGAUGUGGCUUAUUCUUUCUUUUCUUUUAUUUUCAUGAAAUCAGCGGGGGAGGAUGGGCGGGUUGUGUUUCCACAGAACACCACUCAAAGAAACAGUUAGCGGUAUCCAAUACUGUUCUAAAUUGCUCGACAACAAAAUGAUAGAAUCAUAGAAACAUGGCACCAAACAUCAUAUAAUCAUAAAGCUAGAAGAGACCAUCCAGUCCAACGCCAUUCUGCCAUGCAAAAACAAUAUACAGUAGAGUCUCACUUAUCCAACACUCGCUUAUCCAAUGUUCUGGAUUAUCCAACUUAUUUUUGUAGUCAAUGUUUUCAAUAUAUUGUGAUAUUUUGUUGCUAAAUUCGUAAUUACUACGUAAUAUUACUGCGUAUUGAACUACCUUUUCUGUCUAAUUUGCUGUUAAACAAGAUUUUUUGGGGCUUAAUUUGUAAAAUAACCUAAUUUGCUGUUCAAAAGGCUUUUCCUUAAUGUCUCCUUAUCAUCCAACAUAUUUGCUUAUCCAACGUUCUGCUGGCCCGUUAAUGUUGGAUAAGCGAGACUCUACUGUAUCCAGAAAUAUCUGAUGCUGUAACCGAUAUAUCAUUUACCGUCCCGGAAUACUAGCCAGAUGGCCCAUGAAUGGUCACAAAAGUCAUAGAAAUAUGGUCACAGAAGUCAUGGAAUAAUAGAAACAUGGUCCCUAAAGUCAUAGACUCAAAGAACCAAGUAACAGAAUCAUCCCAAAAGUCCUAGAAUCCUAAAAUGAUAGAAUCAUAGAGUCAUGGCGCCAAACAUCAUAGAAUCAUAAAGCUAGAAGAGACCAUCCAGUCCAAUGCUAUUCUGCCAUGCAAAAGCAAUAUAACACUCUUGCAGGCUUCAUCAUUACUGGAUCCGUCCUUCAGGACUUUGGCAAACGUUGGAUGUGCAAUGUUGCUAUUUCAUCCAAGGCAGAAAUUCAACUCAUUCUUGGAUGGACAAACAGAACCACAACUGCUAACGUUCCCUUAAGGCAGUGGUUCUCAACCUGUGGAUCUCCAGGUGUUUUGACCUACAAGUCCCAGAAAUCCCAGCCAGUUUACCAGCUGUUAGGAUUUCUGGGAGUUGAAGGCCAAAACAUCUGGGGACCCACAAGUCGAGAACCACUGCCUCAAGGGACAAACUCUGGCAUUACCUCCGAAGUGAAAAAAUUGGAAAAACCCAACUCUUCCUUGAAUACCUGUGAUGUCUAGACAUGUGUGGGUGAAAUCUAGGGCAAAGGAGGGUAAAAAUAGAUGGGAGGGUCCAAUGUGAAAGGUUUGGAACCCCUCCCCUUAUAUAUAAAACAAAGACUCCGCCUCCAAUAUGUGGCAUUCAGUGUGUGUCCACACCAGGGUAGAAUUGGCACCAUGCUCUCCAGAUCAGCCAUGCACGUGCCACAUUAUGCCCCUUCCAUGUUCAGGGAGUUUGACAGAUGGAAGGACUAUCUGAGCCUUGCGAAAGUGGUUACGGAGAUCAUCGCGGAACGCAAGAAGGUCCCGGUUCCAUCUCAGAGUUGGGACACAAUGGAGUACGACAUGCAGCUAGUCCUCAACGAGGACAACUUUGAAACAGCAUCACAAUGGGUUAAUGGAAGCAGUUCCAGCAGCAAGAGCUCCAAAGGUAGUGCCAAUGGCCAGGCUUCCCAAAACAAGGAGAUUUGCAAUUUCUGCAAACACAACGGGGAAUCCAAGCAGGUCUAUUCGUCCCACCGGCUGAAGGGGAUGGACGGCACCGUGGAGUGCCCCAUCUUGCGCAAAUACACCUGUCCGCUCUGCGGUGCCACGGGCGAAAAGGCCCAUACUUUAAAAUACUGCCCACUGAGCCAAGGGAAGAGGUCGCUGUAUCGCAAGUGCGGACGUAACUCGGCUGGACGCAAGGUUUGGAGAAUGGAAGCCCAAUUCUCUUAGACUACAUUUAUGAGUCCAGAAAUGUUUUUUUAUGUAUAUUGUUGCCUUCUUUCACAUUUGUUGUACCUAGGUUAAUUAUAUUGUGUUUCUUUUAGAUGUGUCAGUUGCCUAGUGUGAUGACUCAUGGGCCCUGCAGUCCUAUUCCUGACAGUAUUGUGGCAGAUGAGGAGGAAAAUAUGGAGUUUUCCCCAGAUUUCCGGUCGGAGUCAGAGCCUUGGCAGCUGCCUGAAGUUCUAGUCCAAGAACCAAUUAAACCUGACCUUGGUGGGAACUCUCCCCCUUAUGGGAGAAAACAGGCUUACACGACUGAUAGAGGAUCGAGAGAAAAAUUUAGAAGUAGUGCUCGCCUUGCUGUUUGGGGAAACGAGACCCAAUAUAGGGAAAUUGCGCGAAGGAUUCCUUGCGGAGUCAAUUCGUCAGCUCCUGGAGAGAGGUCAUGUGUGUGUGGACUUCGAAUCCUGUUCCUUGCCUCCUGAAUCUAGUUCCAAGCCUUGUCCUCGUCUCACGGAUUUACCACAGAUCUUGUUCCAUGCUUCAAGUUGCUUUGCCUUUAGCCACAGCUCCAGCCACGUUCCAAGUUACUUUCAGCCUUGUGUCAAGCUUCAUUGGAUUCAAGACUUUUGCUGUUUUCCCAACGCUUUGCUUGGCAAAGCGUGUGUUGCGGUUAUUGGAUUAUAAUCUUUGGACUCUAAUAUUUCAUAUUGGACAAUAAUCUGCUGGACUAUAUUUGGCCUCAUUUGAAAGGUCUGCUUCUGAACUUUAUUCUACACUUGUUUUUCUUGACUUUAUAUAUUCCUUUAAUAAAGAUAUUAGAUAGAAUCUGGCCUCAGUGUAUGGUUAUUGGUGCCCAGCAGCCUAGAUCCUGACACCUUGUAUCAUGCUUUUUUAUACAUAUAAUCAUGUUUUUUACAUAUGUAAUAUCACGUUCCUUUGACAUCUGUAAUUGCCUUAUAUCAUAUUUUGUGUUUUAUAUAUGCAGUUACUUUACAUGUUUCUUUUAUGUAUGGAUGUAUAAUUUUUACAUGUUUAAUUAUAUUAUUUGCAACUAUAAUUGCCUAAUAUCAUGCUUCUUUUAUAUAUGCAAUGACAUCAUGUUUAUUUAACGUAUAUAAGUGCCUUAUAUCAUGUCCGGGUUAUCAUGUGUGUCUCCAGAGGGAUGCAGCCCUAUCCUUUGCAGGGAAAAUAUAGAAAUAUCUUCUAAAUGGCUACUGUCUAGAAUUUUGUUUUGUAAAGAAAGGAAAAGUUUAUAUGCUAUUGGAAAGAAAGAUACUAUUUUAUGUUUAAAUUUUGGAAAGGAAUAGAAUUGGUUAUUAUUACUGUGGUCUAACCUUCAAUUGUUUGCAAGUUGUUCUAAAGUUUGGAUCGUAGAGUUUAAUAAACAGAGUUUAUGGUUUUGGCA